UGUCAUUCAAAUAACGGAAUCCAUAAUUUCAACUUUGCACAUGAUGUUAAAAGGAAAAUAAUAACUGAAACUAAUUAGAUUUCCAUACAACAGUUUUUUUUUAUUUUGCAAAAUUAGAUGGAUAAAUAAGUCCCAUUUCAUUGUGCAUCUUCCAAGUGUCUCAAGCAGAGUAUUUCUUUAUUAACACAAUCAUACAGUGAAAUUUUUGUGUUCUAAAGAUUUUGAUGUGUCGUGAGACCUCAAACGUUGCGUAAUUUUUACGAGAUAAGUAGUCAGUAGCAGUGAUUCUAUUUAACUUUUGGCCAAAAUGCGUCCAAAUUUGAGCAAAUAUGACUGGAAAUCAUUAUUUACAUCAUCACAAGGUUCAUGGACCACGAACGAGACAUCAUUUAAUCACCAUGAGAAGACAAAACAUAAUGUAAACGUCGUCCUAUAAUAUGUGUGAAAGUUUCAGGGGUAAAAUCACUUUUGUAAGAUCGUUGUGUCCGUCUGUCCGUUUGUGCGACAACUCAUGACCAGAGAAACCUAUUGAAACCUGGCGCACAAGUCAUUGUGCUCAGGGGCAGAUCUGUCUAAAAUUUGAGGUCAAAAAUUCACGGCUGCAGGUCACAGGUCAUUUUGACCUAAAGCGUUGCAGCGCCCACAGCGCUCAAUUCUGUGUCCAGCUUCCAGCCGCGCUAGGUUUCACACUUCGUUUGUGUGCGUUUGUAAUGGUUCCUGUGUUUGUAUUAGUGCACGUUGAUCCGCCCUGUGUCGAUUGAUAAGAAAUCGAUAAGUGGUAUCUGGCUGGACGGGGUAGUGGAUUUUGUGGUUUUAUUACAUGAGUACUCAAGUUAAGUAAGCACCACCUGCUCUUCGUGUCAGUCUAUGUGUUUUGUUUGUCCUUGUUUUAUAAUAGUUUACGUUUUUUUACAAUGCAUUUCUACAUAUUAUGCACUUAAUGUGCUGCAGUGGUCACGACACCAGUUGUGAAGAAACUUUCUUUCAGAAGUGCGACUUUUGUGACUUUUUUGUUGGGCUAUGCACAAAUUUAAUUGAAAUAUAAGUACUGUGAUGCUAUUUCUUAAUGGUGAGUGACUACAAGUUAAGAGAUAAGACAAUAAUGGAACAAGUAAGCUUUGUCAAAUUAACGUCUCACUUUUCCUGGCCCCGACUCGAAAAUGGUCGAGUUUCUACCAAAGAGUUUCUCGAAGCGUCGAAAGUCAUACUAAAAUUUUUCGACAACUUGGGCAAAUUGUACAUUCCCGUGAAACACGAUGUCGAAGGCAAUAUUGCGAAACUGAAUGAAAAGUAUUUGGAAGAUCCAGUACGGUUUGCGUACAUCCAGGAUAUGAUUGAACACGAGGUUUCCAGUGGGUCAAAUUAUGCUGCAGAGUCACUCCUCUGGCUAAAAAGGGGGCUGCACUUUAUCUGCCUAUUUCUGCACGCCUUGGUGAUGGAUCAUCAGAGAAAAGUGACGAGUGAGAGUCUUCUUGACAAUAUGCGAGUCAGUUACGAACUCUCGCUGAAACCUUAUCACAAUUGGAUGCUGCAAAAACUAUUCUUGAUCCUAAGUCGUGCUGCACCCACGCGACAAGAACUGCUCAAAUCUAUGACGAAUUACUCCUCUUCUGAAAUCGAUCUUAACCACGAGGACGUGAUGAAAAAGGUGAAGGUCUUCGUGGAAGGACUUCAGUCUAAUCUGGAAGCUAUUUUUGAUCUCUACGUCAGACUAAGACUGGACAAUCGCGAGUUUAAAUUGUUUCCAAGAAACGAAAUUAUUACGAGUUGACUUUUAAUAACGCCACAAAAUAAAUGUACCGUUAACCAUCAAGAUGCACACGGACUGGAAUUUAGCUAACAUUUCUGACCGUGUAACAAAAAAGUGUUGCAUUUCACAAACUGAUAAAUACUUCGGUAUAACUUGUGCUUAUUAUUUUGUACUUCGACAUUUCAUGCAGAAGUAUGCAACUUUGGAAUCAAUAGGAUAAUAUGUAACUCAAUAUGUAAGUAUCUAUGUAACUUAAUAUGCAACUUUCUAACUGCCAUAAACUGUACGAACUUUGCAGUGAUUUAUUUACAACUACGGUAAUUUAUUGCCAAUCAAAUCAACGUUUGCUCUAACUUGACAUAUACAAUUAUAUACACACAUAAAUUGAUUUGGUCGAUUUAUAUUCACCAAAAAUAAGUACGAAUCAAUAAUAUAAUUGCCGAUCUGGAGUGGUUGGUUGGUUGGUGAAAAUCUUGUUCAAAGUGAACUAUGUACAACGCCACACAAACAAAAUGUUGAAUGGACUAGGUCCAAAGUACUUUCAAAAUUAUAUACCAAAUAUAAAUGUCAACUAUAGAAAUACCUGUAAUAUUAAUCCACUUUAAUAUAAACAAUAACACUGCCAAGUAAAUCGUUGAAAUGUAUGGCGUCAGUAGCAUGGUUAAAUCAUCCUGAUUACACUAUUAGAAAGCUGGUAUUAAAUCAUUACUGACCGGAGUACAUACAUGGCUCUACCGGCACGGGAAUAAUUCCCGUUUAAUGAUGUUGUGGUAAUGAAAAAUUUACUACUCAGAAACAAAUUACUACCUAUCUGGUAGGAAGUUAUUACCAAAUCAAUGCCAGUACUAAGGAUGAGUAUAUAUGUGACUCUACCAGAUUUUUAACAGUGUACAUACAUAAAAGAUAAGAAUGAUAAGUAAUGAGUGUAUCGUUCUUUAGGGAUGUUGUCAAGAGAUAUUUAUUAAAUCACCAAAAUACAAGCAGGAUGUAUGAGUUGUUUGAACUUGAACUAAUUUAUGUAUUUGAAUCCUAUGGUUUUUGAAAUCCUAAGUACACAUACCACAUUUUUUACACUCUGUAAUAAUGCAUGACGCGAAUUUGCCUUGAGGUGUAAAGUCCCAUUACAGGGGUGCCACAUUGUAAUAACUUCAUCAAUUGGGUAUAAUAAAUAAGUAAUAACUCUGUUUCAAGCAA
Folsomia candida is the source of this 2944-nucleotide messenger RNA. RefSeq names its product glycolipid transfer protein. Bases 1067 to 1771 code for a protein of 234 amino acids. The record is from RefSeq and is a predicted model, not a curated record. Gene Ontology annotation, biological process: ceramide transport; intermembrane lipid transfer. NCBI's taxonomy places the organism in Eukaryota, Metazoa, Arthropoda, Collembola, Entomobryomorpha, Isotomidae. Gene Ontology annotation, molecular function: ceramide 1-phosphate binding; ceramide 1-phosphate transfer activity. The transcript has 6 exons. Gene Ontology annotation, cellular component: membrane; cytoplasm; cytosol.